Messenger RNA from Linum trigynum, 1097 nucleotides. Lineage: Eukaryota; Viridiplantae; Streptophyta; Magnoliopsida; Malpighiales; Linaceae. The record is from the annotation of a GenBank genome assembly.
ACAAUUUGGAGAAUUAUACACACCAGUCAAUUGGAAAAGGUUUUGGAAGCUCAAGAUUCCACCGAAGGUGAGAUUGUUUGCUUGGAGAUGAAUAAGGGACAUUCUACCUACGCGAGCCAGAAUCGUGGAAAGAACACAAAGGGGUCAUGUGGGAUGUCCUUUUUGUGAUCUACCAGAGUCUCAAUAUCAUAUCUUUAGGGACUGUGCGUGGGUGAGGAGGGUUUCUAGAGAUACUCCUAUGCAUCGAUUGUUCGAGAGGGGGGAGACACUCACCUGUGAAGAAUGGUACUGCAAUCUGCAAGAGACAGAGACGGACGAACAGCUGGGAAAAUUCCUCGUUGCGUUAUGGUUCAUCUGGGACCAACGCAACAGUCAGAUGUGGAACAAAAGGAAAUUGGAAGAAAGGGAAAUCAUUCCAAGAGCAAUCGGGUGGCUGGAAGAGUACCUGGACAUGCAGGAGGUUGAAUCUGAAGCACAUCGCCAGAGGGACGGGAAGUGGAGACCGGCGCAGUCGACUGAAUUCACGAUCUCGGUGGACGCGGGAUGCCUGACGGGACAAGGGACGGGUCUGGGAGCUGUAAUUCGGAAGAGGGAUGGAGGCUUUGUGGCGCCGGCGGUGAAGAGGACGCGGAGGCAGUGGGAGGCGAUGGAGGCAGAGGCGAUGGCGGUGAGGUUUGGGAUGGAAAUGGCUCAUCGGUUUCAUCUGAACUCAAUCGCCAUUCAGACCGAUUGUUUGCAGGUGGAGCGCCUCAUUGCAGGCCAGGUGGAGUCCCAAGUUGAAGUGGGCCAAAUAACAAAAGAGAUCAAGGAAAUGGGCCAAGCCUUCCAACAUAUUGAAUGGACCCAUAUUCCUAGGAAGCAAAAUAGAGUGGCACAUGAAAUGGCCCAUAUUGCUUGUAAUUGGGAGGAAAUUGAGUGUUGGGUGGAUAGGCCACCAAUUAUUCUAGUUACUCUCCUUAAUGAGGAACUAGCUUGUCUAAACAUUGAUAAUUAAAUAAAACAGGUUUUACUUUCAAAAAAAUGUUUACAUCGUCUAAACCGAUAAGUGCUUUUUAACGGUAUGAAAGGCGGCACAAAAAUCAAAUGGGUGAUCGGAG